UAACUGUGUUCCAGAAACCGUCCAGAAACCGCCAUUCCACGCGGAACUGUGUAGCUAGAGCAGAUGUCUGCCAGCCGGAGGUUCGCCUUUGCAAUAUGCAUUUUAGAAAUAAGUCUCUUGAGAGCGGGGCCCACUCCCAGGUAUGACUCAGAGCCCCAGGAAACAAGAGGCACACCACUUCCCAUAAACUGCAGGAUGAGCUCCUGGAGUGGAUGGUCGGAGUGUGACCCCUGCCUCAAACAAAUGUUUCGCUCAAGGAGCAUUGAGUUCUUUGGACAAUUUAAUGGGCAAAAGUGCGUGGACGCCGUGGGAGACAGACGGCAGUGCGAGCCCACAGAGCCCUGUGAAGACCCUGAGGAUGACUGUGGAAAUGACUUUCAAUGCGGUACAGGCAGAUGCAUAAAGAGGCGACUUCUGUGUAAUGGUGACAACGACUGCGGAGACUUUUCAGAUGAGGAUGACUGUGAAAAUGAGCCCCGUCCCCCCUGCCGCAACAGAGAGGUGGAGGAGUCGGAGCUGGCGCGGACAGCCGGCUACGGGAUCAACAUCCUAGGGCUGGACCCCCUCAGCACCCCUUUUGACAACGAGUUCUACAACGGACUCUGUGACCGAGUUCGGGAUGGCAACACCUUGAUGUACUACCGCAGACCCUGGAACGUGGCUUCACUCGCCUAUGAAACCAAAGCUGACAAAAAUUUCAGAACUGAACAGUAUGAUGAAGAGAUGCAAGUGUUCAGAAGUAUCAUCCAAGAGAAGAAAUCACAUUUUAAUGCAGAUUUAACUGUAAAAUACACACCUGUGGAAGCAAUUAAACAGUUUGAAAGCAAAGAUUCAAAACCUUCUGAUGGAGAAAACUCCUCAAAACAUGCCCAGGGUAACUUUAAAUUUUCAUAUUUCAAAGAUGAAGCUUACAAGCGGUUGUUGUUAUACUCUUCUAAGAAGGAAAAACUCUUUCUGCAUGUAAAAGGAGUCGUUCACCUGGGAAGAUUUGUGAUGAGAAAUCGGGAUGUCAUGUUGACAACAACUUUCUUGGAUUCUAUAAAAGAUCUGCCAGCUACCUAUGAAAAAGGGGAAUAUUUUGCAUUUUUGGAAACCUAUGGAACUCACUACAGUAGCUCUGGGUCUCUAGGAGGACUCUAUGAACUAAUAUAUGUUUUGGAUAAAGCUUCCAUGAAGCGCCAAGGUGUUGAACUAAGGGAUGUGAAGAGAUGCCUUGGGUUUAAUCUGGACUUAUCUGUGAAUGUUGGAGUUGAAAUCAAAGGAAAUGUUAGUUCAAAAAAUUGCUUAAAUAGGGGCGAAGGUGAAGUUGAACACACCAUGACUGACAACCUCAUUGAUGAUGUUAUUUCAUUCAUAAGAGGAGGAACCCAAAAAUAUGCAACUGAACUGAAAGAGAAGCUUCUCAAAGGAGCCAAGACGAUUGAUGCAAAUGACUUUGUAAAUUGGGCCUCUUCCUUAAAUGAUGCUCCAGUGCUCAUAAAUCAAAAACUCUCUCCAAUAUAUAACCUGAUCCCAGUGAAAAUAAAAGAUGCACACCUAAAGAAACAAAAUUUGGAAAGUGCCAUUGGCGACUACAUCAGUGAAUUCAAUAUAAGAAAAUGCCAGCCGUGCCACAAUGGAGGGUCUGUGGUUCUGCUGGACGGACAAUGUCUGUGCUCCUGCCCAAACAGGUUUGAUGGAGUUGCCUGUGAAAUCAGAAAAUAGAACAUCUAGGAGGGAUUGCCAGACCAAAAAAAAGUAAAAAAAGAAAAAAAUAGAGCUGUUGGUUUCCCUGGGAUUGAAUGGAAAGAAAAACACCAGGAUCUUCCAGAGACAGUUCUUGCUGCCAAAUGAAAAUCAACAUGCUUCAUGAAAAUCCUACCAACCUCUGAAGUCUCCUCUCUCUUAGAUGCACAAUGCUCCCUUUCCUCCUUAAACUCCUAUGAUGUUUCCAUUUUCUAUUCCCUAAUGAGGGGAGUCAGCAGUGAAAUAUGCCAGGACUGCUUCUCCCACAGCCAAUGCCAAUCUCUUGCUAGCAAAACAAAACUAAAUUAAAAAGAGAAUGUUGGUUAAAAAGAAUUUAAAGUAAUUGCCAAAGUUCUUUGUAUGAUGAAUAUGUUCUGCCAGUUCCAUUACAAGUCUGUAGGGUGCAAUUUCGCUCUUGUUUACAUUCUAGCAUCUCGGUCGGUCAUUCGUGGAUAUGUGCAUGCAUUCAUUCUGUAGAUACUUGCUGAACACUUACCACAAGCACUGAACUCUGCUUUUUAAGUCUUAGCUCUCUGAUUUAACUCUACAUCUCCAAAAGGAAAAGUGUAUUGUAUUUGUAACCAAAAAUCAUUAGGUUGAAUUGUGAAAUUGUCUGUAUUCAGUCAUAUUUUACCAAAAACAAAAUUCCAAACCCAGUGAUUUCAUAUGGUCCAGCUUAAUAUCUAGCCUUACGAGUUGUGUAAGGUAAGUCUGCCUACAUAAGAAGCUAAUUAAAGGAGCUGGUUGCACAAUUUUUUCAUUAGAUAGCAUGCUGCUUAAGACCUGGGGGCUUUUGUAAAGGUCUGAGAACCCUAAAAGAAGAAGAAGGAGAAAAGAAAGGUUCAAAGUACAAGGGGAGAAAGGCAAAAUCAAGAUUAAUAAA
Molecule: messenger RNA, 2608 nt
Organism: Hippopotamus amphibius kiboko
Lineage: Eukaryota; Metazoa; Chordata; Mammalia; Artiodactyla; Hippopotamidae
Gene: C9
Product: complement C9
Exons: 11
Coding region: 64-1704 (546 amino acids)
Biological process (GO): immune response
Cellular component (GO): membrane attack complex
Molecular function (GO): protein binding
Source: RefSeq, a predicted model, not a curated record